UGUUUGAGGCCAUGUAUCCUGGGGGAAUGACGUUAAUAACCAUGUACUGUUCUGACGACAACCAAGGACACGACCAAUUGAGUACAUUGGGGUCUAUGACAAAUCAAGACAAGCCAGUUGGAGACCAGGCCAAUUUGAGACAGGUCCAAUUUGAGAUGGAAACUUCUGGAGACAGGAAAAAUUUGAAACAGAAAGUUUUGUUGACAAACGUGCUUGGGACGUUGUCAGUUUUUUACUUUGGCAUUUUGGUGGUUGGGGAGUAUUUUGCGGUUGACGCAAAACCAUCCAACAUCAAAUGGGCCCCCAAAAGUGCCAUGGAUGUCAUCAGCCUGUUGCCCUCACUUGCAACUGGGUCUGGUGUCAUGACAGUUUACACAGAACUUAAGCGACUGAGAGUUGGAGAUCACUUUGAACUCAUUGGCAAGGAGGAAAAGACUGUGCGAAUUGUGUUCAGCAUUGUUUGGUUGCUGACAUGUCUAUUAUCUGCUUUCAUUCCAGCAGUGAUCAUUGUGAUACAUAGGAUUGGUGCAUUGUGUGUUCUUCUCAUGUUCUUCUUUCCAGGUGUCUGUUUGAUAAAGUUGGUGCAAAAUGAGCACCCAAGACCAUUCCGCAACAGGUCAAAGCUCCUGUUUGCUACUGGGGAUCCGAGACCGGAGAUGGGUUUGGCAAACGGCUUCGAAUCAUCCAUGAACGGCUUCCAGAGAAACAGGGAGUCGAUGGAAGACGAGUCGAAUUUGAUG
This is a messenger RNA of Notodromas monacha, 740 nucleotides long. Lineage: Eukaryota; Metazoa; Arthropoda; Ostracoda; Podocopida; Cyprididae. The record is from the annotation of a GenBank genome assembly.